Cordyceps fumosorosea ARSEF 2679 is the source of this 426-nucleotide messenger RNA. RefSeq names its product putative protein family Cys-rich. NCBI's taxonomy places the organism in Eukaryota, Fungi, Ascomycota, Sordariomycetes, Hypocreales, Cordycipitaceae. The coding region runs from base 1 to 426 and encodes 141 amino acids. The record is from RefSeq and is a predicted model, not a curated record. The transcript has 3 exons.
AUGGCCUCUUCGAGAUGGACUGCGGGAACUGCCUAUGUGAACAUAAUGGCAGCGACGUUUUGCCCAUGCUUCAGCUUUGGCCGCGGCGCCGAGCGCAUGAGGAUGUUCCCCGACACGGACGAGACCAAGCUGAAGAAUCUCAAUAGUCUGUGUCUCUCCCACUUCUUGGCCGGGUGCUGUGGCAUUUCCUUUGUCAUCGUUAUGCUCCAGCGUAGCCACCUCCGCCGACAGUUCGACAUUGAAGGGGACGUCUUUAGGGACUGCUUAUUGAACCUGGAAAUGAAGAAACGCGCAAUCAAGAAACAGAGUGCCGCCAUCAAGGCGGGCUACAUGGCGACUCCCGCCAUGGAACACGGCCUGGACGACCACCCUCUGCCAACUACGAAUGUACAGCCUCCCAAGAAGUCACACGCUCCCAACUCUUGA